CGCCGGCCCCGCCCUCACCUGCGGCUGCUCGGCGGGGCGGGGCCGCCCCGCGAUGACAAAGCAGCGGCAGCCGGGCCCGACUGCCGUGGGGACCGGCCGGGCGCGCAGGGGCGAUGAUGGGGCGGCCAUGGCCCGGGCCGGCAGCUGCAGCGGCGACGCGGCGGCGGGGCGGCGGGCGGGGGGCGCGGGGCCCGAGCCGUGGGAGCUGUCCCUGGAGGAGGUGCUGAAGGCGUACGAGCAGCCCAUAAACGAGGAGCAGGCGUGGGCCGUGUGCUUCCAGGGCUGCCGCGGGCUGUGGGACGCGCCGGGUCGGCCGCGCCUCCGGGAUACGGCGGACAUCCUGCUGCGCCGGGACGGCACGGUGGGCGCGCGGCGGGAGCCUGGGGCCGCGGAGCCCACAACGAUGGUGGUGUCGCCGGCGAGCUGGGAAGCCCAGAUGGUGCAGUCGCUGGGCUUUGCCAUCUACCGCGCGCUGGACUGGGGUCUGGACGCCAGCGAGGAGCGGGAGCUCAGCCCACAGCUGGAGCGGCUCAUCGACCUUAUGGCCAACAGCGACUGGGACGACGGCGGCUGCGGGGCGGCCGACGAGGGCUACGGGGGCCCCGAGGAGGAGGAGGAGGCCGAGGGCGGCCCUCGCGCCGUGCGCACGUUCGCCCAGGCCAUGCGGCUGUGCGCGGCGCGCCUGAGCGACCCCCGAGGGGCGCACACCCACUAUCAGGCUGUGUGCCGCGCGCUCGUCGCGGAGACGCUGGAGCUGCGCGCCUUCCUGGCCAGGGUGCGGGAGGCCAAGGAGAUGUUGCAGAAGCUUCGGGAAGAUGAGCCACAGGCAGAGAAGUCCCUGGCGGAGCUUGACAACCUGGGACACACUGACUGGGCCCGACUCUGGGUCCAGCUCAUGCGGGAGCUGCGCCACGGAGUGAAGCUCAAGAAAGUGCAGGAACAGGAGUUCAACCCGCUGCCCACCGAGUUCCAACUCACCCCCUUCGAGAUGCUGAUGCAGGACAUCCGAGCCAGGAACUACAAGCUGCGCAAGGUCAUGGUGGACGGAGACAUCCCUCCCAGGGUGAAGAAGGAUGCCCACGAGCUCAUCCUGGACUUCAUCCGCUCUCGGCCUCCGCUGAAACAGGUCUCGGAGAGAAGGCUCCGCCCUUUGCCCCAGAAGCAGAGGACCCUGCACGAGAGGAUCCUGGAGGAGAUCAAGCAGGAGCGGAGGCUGCGCCCAGUGGGGGGCGAGCGCUGCGCCCCCCGGAGUGAGCGUGGGUUUGGCUCUCUGCCCUGCAUCCUCGAUGCGUGCUCCGGAGACAUCAAGUCCGCUUCCUGCAUCAACCUGUCCAGCCUGGAUGCUGGGAGCAAUGCCCAGCACCCACGGCCCCGGGUCCUGCUCAAGGCGCCCACCUUGGCAGAGAUGGAGGAGAUGAACACAUCUGAGGAGGAAGAGUCGCCGUGUGGGGAGGUGACGCUGAGGCGGGACCACUCCCUGUCGGAGCACGACCUGGUCCAGCUGCGGAGCGAGGUGGCUGCUGGCCUGCAGCCAGCCACUCAGCCCCCAGGAGGGCUGGGGCCGCCGCGGCCCCGCGCGGGCAGUGCGUGCGCCUGGAGGCCGAGCACCCAGGAGCAGGGUCCCUACCCUGUGAGCAUCCAAGCUCAGCCUGACCCCAGUUCCCUGCAACGCAGCAACCUGGGCUCAGCAGAGGACAGGCCGGACACCCACCACCUGUGGCUGGAGUUCAGUCACCCUGUGGAGAGCCUUGCUCUGACUGUGGAGGAGGUGAUUGGCGUGCGCCGUGUGCUGGUGAAGGCCGAGAUGGAGAAGUUCCUGCAGAACAAGGAGCUCUUCAGCAGCCUAAAGAAGGGGAAGAUCUGUUGCUGCUGUCGAGCCAAGUUCCCACUGUUCUCCUGGCCGCCCUCCUGUCUCUUCUGUAAGAGAGCUGUCUGUGCUUCCUGCAGCAUGAAGAUGAAGAUGCCUUCUAAGAAGUUUGCACACAUCCCUGUCUACACACUGGGCUUUGAGAGUCUUCAGAGGGUGUCAACUGCCAAAACCACAUCGGCACAGAAAAAAGACACCUUCCAAUCCCUGCAGGGGCCCCAGUGGCAGAGUGUGGAGGAGGCAUUCCCACACAUCUACACCCAUGGCUGUGUCCUGAAGGAUGUCUGCAGCGACUGCACUAGCUUUGUGGCGGAUGUGGUGUGCUCCAGCCGCAAGAGUGUGGACGCCUUUAACACACCUCGACGUGCCCGCCAGACCCAGUCCCUGUACCUCCCUCAUACCUGGACUCUCGACUUCAAGUGAAGGUCCUUGACUACUCUGGGCCACCUGGGCAGUGGCUUUUCAAGGUGGCCAGGCCUCCAGGGAGGAGCCAGGCCAGUUCUGAAGCAGGCCGAGAAACUGCCCAUCUUGGGGUGCAACUGCCAGCCGGCCCUCUUGUGCAUGUACAUAUAUACAUAUACAGACACAUUUAUAUAAUAUAUACACACAGCCUAUAUAUUUAUAUACCUGCUUCCUGGCCCCAGAGUUCAUUUGGGGUCAGGCUAACUCCAGGACCCUCCCUGGGGGAGGCUGUUUCCUCUGGGGAUCCCCUGGGUGGGACAAGGGAUGGAAUGGGAAUGUUUUUUCACUCAGAUGGGAUGUAGGGCAGGUUGGAGGUAGGGCACAGGAUUCGAGAGACACUCCCACUCCCGCCACCCAUGUUUGUUCUCUUCUCCAUCCCAAGGAUGAGACCAUGGCAGCUUCCCCUCCCUGGGUGGAUGUCCAGGCUGGAAUGGGCACCUUGGCCCAGGUGGACGGGAGCAUCCAGCUUGCCCCUGCACUCAGCAGAGACGUGGGCUGCAGCAACACCUGGGAGCCUCUGAGUGGGUAGAGACCCUCCUGGUGCGUCCACCAGGCAUCCCUUCCAAUUGGAGGGUCUGAGGCUAAGCAUGCUCCUGGCCCUCUGCCCAGCAUCCAUGCCCUAGCUGUCUGCCACAUGGAUGGUACUUCUGUCCUCCUCACUCAAGAGGUCCAGGAAUGGUGCUGCUCUGAGAGCCGUGGCAAUGCCGGGUCCCAGCACUGGGAGCACCUCUGAGAUCUGUACCACGGCCACCCUUGGCCUAAUAAAGGUGAUCUCAGUC
Manis pentadactyla (Chinese pangolin) is the source of this 3108-nucleotide messenger RNA. It is a transcript of the gene SPIRE2, whose product is annotated as spire type actin nucleation factor 2. Gene Ontology annotation, molecular function: actin binding. Gene Ontology annotation, cellular component: cytoplasmic vesicle membrane; cell cortex. The transcript is spliced from 15 exons. The record is from RefSeq and is a predicted model, not a curated record. Gene Ontology annotation, biological process: cleavage furrow formation; intracellular transport; actin filament network formation. The coding region runs from base 53 to 2290 and encodes 745 amino acids. Lineage: Eukaryota; Metazoa; Chordata; Mammalia; Pholidota; Manidae.